This is a messenger RNA of Octopus sinensis (East Asian common octopus), 1980 nucleotides long. RefSeq lists its product as uncharacterized. Gene Ontology annotation, molecular function: kinase activity. The coding region runs from base 237 to 1796 and encodes 519 amino acids. The record is from RefSeq and is a predicted model, not a curated record. The transcript is spliced from 12 exons. Lineage: Eukaryota; Metazoa; Mollusca; Cephalopoda; Octopoda; Octopodidae.
AGAUGUUGCAGGCCGUCAGCCUCCCAUGAGCCCCUUCAGCAGUUUACCUGGCAGGGGAAACCACAUCAAUCAGCAUAGAUGAUUCUACACUAUGUCUAAGAAACUCCUCCAAGACAGAUUCGAAAGAAUUGGAAAUUCCCAGUUGUCAUAUUCUCAGUGCCAGCCCAGUGGAACCGUCUAAGAAGAAUGCAUCAAAAUGGACCUUGAAGGUUGAUUACAUAAAGUUCACAGGCGAGAUGUCUUUGAAAACGUCUACAACAUUGUUGCAGGGAUCAAAAGAAAAUUGCCAGUCUGCUGCCUCUGAUAUAAAUACGCUGGUCAAGUCCUUGCCAAACCGAAAGAAAAGCCUUCUUGUGAUAGUGAACCCUGUCAGUGGUCGAAAGAAAGGGUUAAAAACUUGCCAGAAAAUCCUGCCCUUUUUUGAGCUGGCCAAUAUAAAGACUGAAGUGAUUGUAACCAAAGAAAAAGGACACGCAUCAAAAUUGCUUAAAGAAAAAGAUUUGAGCGACAUAGAUGGAAUUGUAUUGGUUGGUGGCGAUGGUACCUACUAUGAGGUGUUGAAUGGCCUACUGUACCGAGCGCAAGUUGAUGCCAAGUAUGAUUUGGAUAUACCUGGCUGUGAUUGGAUGCCAAGUCCCCUACCUGUUGGCAUAAUACCUAGUGGAAGUGGCAAUGGGAUCGCCAAAAUUUUGGUUAGUCGUGACCCAGUUACAGCGGCCCUAGCUAUUGUCAUUGGCAAGACGAGAGGAAUGACUACAUACACAGUGCACCAGAAUUCCGGUAAAUUCCUGACGUUUGGUGGUCUUUUGGUUGGUUAUGGCUUUUUCAGUGAUAUUAUUUAUAAAGCUGAGAACAGACGCACCCUGGGAAUCUUCAGGUACCCAGUUUACUUGUUAUGGGGAUUAUUUAAUUUGCGAAGGUUUAAAGUUUGUAUAGAAUAUGAAGUCCCCAAGGACAAUUUGACAGAGCCAAGUGAAGGCGGAGCUUCAACUGUGAUAAAAGGAGGCGGAGAUUGCUCUGUGAUAAAAGGAGGCGGAGAUUCCAGUGUGCAACAAAAAGAAGGUGGAGCUCCGAUUGAGCAAAAGGGAGGCAAAGAUUGUGCAUCAGAUGUGAACUUUGGCAGCAAACCAGAAAAUAUCAGUGUAACCAGUCCACACAAAGAACCAGUCCGGAGGAAGGUCAUAGCUGAGAUCAACAGGAACAAUGAUGGCGAAUCAAAUUUAGAGGUCAAAGGUCAGAAUGAUGCUGAAGACCAAAAUAGAAAGCUGUCAGAUGGUGAAAGUAAAACCGGUGAUAAUGAGGCUGCCCAAAGUGUGGGUGCUGGUGACUGCCCGAACGGGUCAGUUACGGAUGGGGCUGUGCCUAAUAACAUUCCCAAAGGGCCAGUGGCUACUGUUGAAUUUGAUGUCGCUGAUAAUACCAAUGGUGCCGCUGCUGUUGCUACUGCAGUCUCAGGUGUCGAUCGUAAAGAUUGGAAAUGUAUAACAGGCACAUACAUCUCGUUUGGCACGUUCCUUCAUCUUUUUGAACUGACCGAAACAGAAGCUGUAGAAGUUAUCUUGUGCAAUACAGUCGGUGACUUGAAAGACAUGUUUAGGAAUCUCGUAAACCCCAACAACGGCCCUGUUGGUACAACAUUUAAAACAAGGCGUCUGUUGCUAGAGGUCCCAGCAAUCAAUCAGGAUAAUGAAAUGGAACUGGCAUUGAACUGUGACGGUGACUACAUCAUUUUGGAAACCCCAAUUGCCAUACAGAUCUGCAUUCAAUCUGGUUUAAUGAAUGUAUUCUGCUGCUGAUUCUAAAACCCGGGCAAUUUGGACACAGAUCACGAACACCAGAAAUUAAAAUUUCAGUGAAUAUAAUGAAGUGGACUGGCUAACUGACUGACCCAUAGUUUCUUCCGCUUUAACCCCUGACCUUUGCCACCUAACCCUAACACAAAUGCACACAUGUCUGUCUGUCUGUCUGUCUAUGUAUAUA